Messenger RNA from Aspergillus ochraceoroseus IBT 24754, 834 nucleotides. Its product is annotated as emp24/gp25L/p24 family protein. Gene Ontology annotation, biological process: protein retention in ER lumen; Golgi organization; endoplasmic reticulum to Golgi vesicle-mediated transport. Gene Ontology annotation, cellular component: endoplasmic reticulum; Golgi apparatus; COPII-coated ER to Golgi transport vesicle. The transcript has 4 exons. The coding region runs from base 66 to 677 and encodes 203 amino acids. NCBI's taxonomy places the organism in Eukaryota, Fungi, Ascomycota, Eurotiomycetes, Eurotiales, Aspergillaceae. The record is from RefSeq and is a predicted model, not a curated record.
UUUUUCUUCUUCUUUUAAUCAAGGAUAGAGUUGGGAAUUGUGCUUGAAGAAUAUAUACACCCACCAUGCGCUUCUCCGCCGCCUCCCUCCUGAUCGCCUCGCUGAGCUGGAUCACCGCCGUGACCGCACACAACAUCCAGCUUCGAGCUCACUCGCGAGAAUGUUUCCACGAGUCACUACACAAGGAUGAUAAGAUGACCGUGUCUUUCCAGGUUGGCGAUAGGGAGUUCGGGGGUAGUGGAAACUUGGAGAUUGAUUUCUGGGUCGAGGACCCCAUGAAGAAUCGCCAGUAUUUCAAACAAGCUAUCUCCUCCGAGGACUACUCGUUCACCGCUCAUGCCGACGGCAAAUAUGUCUACUGCUUCAGCAAUGAGGGCUGGACCUCGAACUCGAAGGAAGUGUCUUUCAAUGUGCAUGGAAUCGUCUACGUCCCGGAAUCGGAGAUGGCGCAGAACCCGUUGGAGGUUGAAGUUCGCCGACUUCUGGAGGCAUUGGCCCAGGUUAAGGAUGAGCAGUCUUAUAUUGUUGUGAGAGAACGGACACACCGCAACACGGCCGAGAGCACAAACGCCCGCGUGAAGUGGUGGAGUAUCUUCCAGCUUGCGGUGCUUAUUGGAGAAGGUGUUUUCCAGGUGUGGUGGCUAAAGAGAUUUUUCGAGGUUAAGCGAGUUGUCUGACGUCCGUUGGGGGGGCAAUAUUUAGCAUCGGGUUACCCUUGGGCAUAUUCAUUUCCAAUUUCGAAUGGGAGUAUGGUACUUCUUGAAUGAUGGUAUUAUUAUUGAGAUCUCGUAGUCCUCUUCAAAAGAAUAUAUGAGUUAAUGUACACAAUCACGA